Molecule: messenger RNA, 1070 nt
Organism: Synchiropus splendidus (mandarinfish)
Lineage: Eukaryota; Metazoa; Chordata; Actinopteri; Syngnathiformes; Callionymidae
Gene: mrpl16
Product: mitochondrial ribosomal protein L16
Exons: 5
Coding region: 168-944 (258 amino acids)
Biological process (GO): mitochondrial translation
Cellular component (GO): ribosome; mitochondrial large ribosomal subunit
Molecular function (GO): rRNA binding; structural constituent of ribosome
Source: RefSeq, a predicted model, not a curated record
AAUAUGAAGACUGAACCGGAUAUGAAUAGACGGAAGUGAUUGUAGGCGUUUUCAUGGCAGCGACCUUGUGCUAUCAGAAGUCGAUAUAAAUUGUGUGAAAAACCGAUUGUGGAUCGCUAGUACAGUGCAUUUUAGUGUAUGGAUUUGUUUGUAGUUCAAUAUUUAUCAUGAUUCCAAGCUUUAAAGUGGCGUUUGGUAGAGUGGCAGGUGUUUUCGGAGCUCACAGUCACCAACAUGGUCCUUUACAUGGUCACAUAAAGAUUUUGACCGCUGGGCUGAAGACUUAUGAAGUACCUCCAGACUUCAGCAAUGUGGUGCUUCCAGAUAAACCCAAACUGAAGUUUUUGAAUAAAGUCCCGAACUUGAAAAAGGCAAAGAAAGAAAUGAAAAGGUUGCGUGACAUUCAAGGGCCCGCAAAAGCUGCAAACUCCUUUUCGACCGGAGAGUUUGCCAUAAUGGCUUUAGGCGGGGGUUACCUCCACUGGGGUCACAUGGAAAUGAUGCGACUUACCAUCAACCGCAAGAUGGAUGCUUCAACGACAUUUGCCAAGUGGCGCAUAAAUGCGCCUUACAAGCCUGUCACACGGAAAGGUCUGGGCCAGCGCAUGGGGGGUGGCAAAGGAGCGAUCGACCACUAUGUGACACCCGUCCGGUGUGGCCGAUUCAUUUUGGAAGUGGGGGGCAAGGUGGAGCUAGGGGAGGUUGAAGGUAUCCUGACCCAAAUAGCCAAGAAGCUUCCUUUCCCUGCGAAGGUAGUAACUCGAGAAAGCCUGGCUGAGAUGCAAAAGAAACAAGAAGAAAUGGAGAACAGUAACCAGAAUCCAUGGACGUUCAAAGACAUAGUCCAGGGCAACAUGAUGGGGAUAAGGAAGUACACGAGCCCAUUUGACCUGGCAAACCAUGGACGCUACACUGGCAGGUUCCUCAACCCAGGAAGGGUGUGACGGAUCCACAUAGUCUACAAGACGUGUUCCAAAUAUUUACACACUUUUUUUUUUAUUCUAAAACUAAAACUUUACAGCGGUGUCAUAUUUGAUUUCAUAUAAAUAAAGGCUCAUUGGGUAACAUUU